AUGAGGAACGCUAACAUCUUGGCUGCUGCCGCCGUCCUGGCUUCCACAGCCCAUGCCCAAUCCCAACUCUAUGGUCAAUGCGGAGGAAUCGACUGGAAAGGUGCUACGACUUGCGUGUCUGGAUCAUAUUGCUCUAAGAUCAACGACUACUACUCGCAGUGCUUGCCAGGCGCUGCAAGCUCCUCCGUCGUAGCCACCACAGCGCAGACCACAGCUAAGAGUACUUCAACUACGCUCUCUACCGCUACGAAGACCUCGGCCGGAGCAACCCAAGCCACUUCUGCGCCAGCCGCGACCAACUCUGCAAACCCGAUCGCUGGCAAGUCGUUCUAUGCGAACCCUUACUACUCGUCCGAGAUCGUGAGCUUAGCGGCUCCAUCGCUAUCUGCUGCCGGAUCGGCGGCUCUUGCUGCUAAAGCUACCAACGUCGCUAAAGUUGGCACGUUCUACUGGCUUGACGUGCGCGCCAAAGUAUCUACCAUCGCUACCUUCGCGAAGGAUGUUCAAGCAAAAAAUGCCGCCGGUGCGAACUUGGUCCUUCCACUUGUCGUCUACGAUCUCCCAGAGCGAGACUGUGCAGCUUUAGCUUCCAACGGCGAACUUUCGCUCGCCAACAACGGAGCUGCUCUGUACCAGGGUUAUAUUGACGACAUUGCUGCUCAGAUCAAUGCGUUCCCGGACGUCCAGUUUGUUCUUGUCAUCGAGCCCGACAGUUUGGCCAACCUGGUGACCAACCUCAACGUGCAGAAAUGCGCAAACGCAGCGACUGCCUACAAGACGCUUACUCAGUAUGCCAUCAAGACUCUGAACUUGAAGAACGUUGUUAUGUACCUUGACGCCGGACAUGCGGGCUGGCUGGGUUGGACCGCCAACCUCACUCCUGCUGCACAGCUAUUCGCGCAGCUUUACAAGGAUGCCGGAUCCCCGGCUGCUGUUCGAGGUCUUGCUACCAACGUGGCCAAUUACAACGCCUGGAGCAUAUCUACCUGCCCAUCCUACACUCAAGGAAACGCUGUCUGCGACGAGAAGAAAUACGUCAAUGCUUUGGCUCCCCUCCUUCAAGCGCAAGGCUUCCCGGCGCACUUCAUCACUGACACUGGUCGUAAUGGAGUGCAGCCCACUAAGCAGCAAGCUUGGGGCGACUGGUGCAACGUCAUCGGCACUGGAUUUGGUAUCCGCCCUUCCACGUCCACCGACGACCCUCUUCUGGAUGCUUAUGUAUGGGUCAAGCCUGGUGGAGAGUGUGACGGUACAUCAAACACGACUGCGGUUAGAUACGAUGCCCACUGCGGAUUGGACGAUGCUCUGAAGCCCGCUCCGGAGGCCGGCUCGUGGUUCCAGGCGUACUUUGCUCAGCUGUUGACCAACGCCAACCCGGCCUUCUAA
Molecule: messenger RNA, 1386 nt
Organism: Paraphaeosphaeria sporulosa
Lineage: Eukaryota; Fungi; Ascomycota; Dothideomycetes; Pleosporales; Didymosphaeriaceae
Product: 1,4-beta cellobiohydrolase
Exons: 4
Coding region: 1-1386 (461 amino acids)
Biological process (GO): cellulose catabolic process
Cellular component (GO): extracellular region
Molecular function (GO): hydrolase activity, hydrolyzing O-glycosyl compounds; cellulose binding
Source: RefSeq, a predicted model, not a curated record